Messenger RNA from Suillus subalutaceus, 1156 nucleotides. RefSeq lists its product as uncharacterized. Lineage: Eukaryota; Fungi; Basidiomycota; Agaricomycetes; Boletales; Suillaceae. Bases 294 to 1025 code for a protein of 243 amino acids. The transcript has 14 exons. The record is from RefSeq and is a predicted model, not a curated record.
UCGAUAUCCCUGCGACAGUACUCACACGUAUCCAUCAUCAUGAAUCGCCUUCAGGCAAAAGAUGCGUAACAAGUUUGCAUUGUCUUUGGUUGUGUACUCUCUAUUAUGCCAUGGUAAUUGCUGUUGUGUAAAGGGUGGAAUGUGGAAGUCAAGAGUCCGAACCUCGAAACAGUAUCAAGUUAUGAUGCACCCGUCCAACUUCUAUGAUCGGGCUUAUGGAUUCGGGCUGUGACUGGCCGUAUUAAAUAGCGUACAGGUGAAGGUUAGCACAUCAGGAAAUCAUCAUCUUCACCAUGUCAGCUGUGAGUAUAGGUUAUCAGACGGCGCAGUAUUUCACAGUUGGAGCGAUGGCAGUAGUGGUCUUCGACUACUGCCUGACGAUUUCACAAGAGGUCCAGUUGAUCUGGGGAAAGAAGUGGGACGCCAUGAGAAUUACGUUUACCCUCGCUCGUUAUGCCACCCUGGCGGGUACCGCCAUGACCACAUAUGCUGCGGUGACCGACCGGUCUAAGGACAAAAGCUGUGUAACUUUCGGCAAUGUCUCAUACGCUUCACAUCUUAUAAGUAUCAUCGCUGCAGAAGGCCUGCUUAUUUUUCGCACAUUUGCCUUUUGGCAUCAGAACAAGAAGUUGCUGGUGUGGCUUCUCGUUCUUGCUGCGUUUUCCAUUCUAGGGGCUGUUGGGGUGUCAAAAAUCGUGGGCUCCCAUCUCGCUAACCCUCCAAGCUGCGAGUUCAGAACUGGGAAGAGUAGCGCCAUACAGUAUAUUUUUUUGAUCAUUUAUGAGCUAGUGCUCAUGAUCCUUACGUUAUACAAGAGAUUCAGCUUCUACAAAGGUACUCGAAGUCGCCUCGUCAUCACCCUUUAUCGCGAUGGAAUAAUAUACAUGACCUGCAUUAUAGUGGCAUCCAUCGCAAAUAUUUUUGUCGCCCUAGCCGCUCCUGUGAGUUCUUAUGCAUCUGGACAGAACUUACUAAAAUGUUCAACCUACAGAGCGAUUACACUAACAUCAUGGAUGCGUCAGUGAAUUCCUUCAUCUCACAGGUUUUUCUGCUAACUUCUCUCAGACCACAACUCGUGGUACACGGGGUGCUAGCCUCCCGUAUCUUAUUCAAUCUACGGCAAAGCCGUCAAUCUGAUUCUGUGAUGAUUGAUGGA